AUGAUUCUACGUCGUGAUUCAUUCCCUUCACGUCUCCAUCUUCGGCGUGACACACUCAAACUGACAAUCUCCCUCCAUCGACUGUCUUUAUGGACUCAUAGACACCAUUGCCGGUUGAGUCAGAUUGUUAAACGCCGGUACCAAGAUCAUGCUAUAAAAAUGCCCAUUUCGACACAACGUCUCAUUACUCGCAGCAUGAUCUUCCACCAUCAGUACCCAAUGACGACAAACUCACCACCCAGGUGUAUUCUCCAGGACACCAUUAAUCUAGGAAAUUUCCUUACUUUGGACGAGGCUACCAUCCUCCACCAGAUCCAUGCCGCGUUUCAACCUGAGCUGGAACGCCUGAAAAAUGCCACCGCGGUCGAAGGAACUGCUGAGCAGCGUCGCGCCAACGGCACUCCUGACCAUCCAAGCCCAUCUCAGAUUCUAUAUGGGACCAAUUACGACGAGAUCAAUCGUACCCUGGUGGGCGUUCUCGCCCUCCGUUGGAUCCUGAAUAAUGAUUACCACCGAUUCACUCAAGGCCAGCCUCUUGAUACAAAGUUGACCCAGUCUUCAUUUCAGUGGCUCCAUGAUCUCUUCUUUCAGGGUCUGACCUGCUCUGAAGACAUGUUUGCCCUGAUCUUGUCCAUGGUGAUCAAUGACUUGGGCAAAGACCCCAACCUUGUCACAGACUUUGAGUCGCUCACUCAUAGAUCCAUCCCGGACCAAAAUCAUGAUGCCAUCUUACUCGAGGCUGCCAAUGUCGAUAUGAUCCCUGCCUUGCGAUACCUGACCGAAGAGAAAAAACAAGAAGUCUUGAAAGGCCUCGAACUUGGUUCGGAGCUCAAUGCGGGACAAUUGGCCCAGGCGGAAAGUGUUCCAUUCAACCUAGAGGGCCUCUACGAGAUGCGCGGCCAUCUACACGCAUUCGAGCUCAAGUUUAUGGAGCAGAUUCUUGACGUUGCCGCUGCAGCUGGUCACCUCGAUUGCAGAGGUGCCAAAAACUUCAUCGAGCCCGUUCACCAAGCUUUUAAAAUGGUACGCGAAGUCUCUCUGGACAUCAUCGACGGCAAGUCCAAUCUACGUCAGGGCUACGAUAAGGUCCUUACAAAACGUGGCAAUCUACUCGUAAGAGCUGGCUUCCGCAAGCUGAGCGUUGGUGCCGAUGAAGAUAGAGCGCUCCUCCGUCUGCUCACCAUGGGACGUACCACAGACAAACAUCAAGCCGAGUUGUUCAGCGAGGCCUUCCAAGCCCUUGAAGACCCUGUCAAGGCUCAGCUUGUCCGAGGUCUGAAUAUCGAUGGCAAUGUUAACGAGACUGCCGUCUUGCCCUAUUACAUGCCCGCAAUCAUGUCCAAAACUCUCGAGAGGACGCGAGAUUUGAGCCAAGAAGAUAGGCAGAGGGCUCUAACGAGCUUGAUGAAGUAUCUCGCUAGAGUUCUGGCCACUGACCCGGGAGACACGCGCUAUACCCCAGACGGCCAAGUUCCAGGGAUCAUAAUCGAACGUAAUAUGUCGAUUGUCCAGGAAGUCAUCGAUAGUCCGGCUUUCAAAGCCAACCCAAAUUUCGAUGCCUUGGAUGUUCCUGACGGACAUGUCCUCCUUCGGCGGCGUACCAGUCAGUCCAUGUGA
Messenger RNA from Exophiala mesophila, 1617 nucleotides. RefSeq lists its product as uncharacterized. Bases 1 to 1617 code for a protein of 538 amino acids. NCBI's taxonomy places the organism in Eukaryota, Fungi, Ascomycota, Eurotiomycetes, Chaetothyriales, Herpotrichiellaceae. The transcript has a single exon. The record is from RefSeq and is a predicted model, not a curated record.